Messenger RNA from Bombyx mori (domestic silkworm), 1924 nucleotides. RefSeq names its product kelch-like protein 26. The coding region runs from base 59 to 1903 and encodes 614 amino acids. The record is from RefSeq and is a predicted model, not a curated record. The transcript has 5 exons. NCBI's taxonomy places the organism in Eukaryota, Metazoa, Arthropoda, Insecta, Lepidoptera, Bombycidae. Gene Ontology annotation, molecular function: protein binding.
UGUCUUAAAUUAAUCAACUUCAUCUCCUUUUCAUACCUUCGCCUUUCCAGUUUGAAAAAUGGAACCUAUUACUCAAAAUCAGCUGUUAGGUGCAACCACUGGUCUAUGGGUGCAACUGACAAGUGACAAUUGCUCCCUGCGUUGUCGUAAACAUAGAAACACGAAUGAGAUGGAGGACACUCAAGAAGUAACACUUUUAAUAGAAAAUCAGAGAUUCACGGCGAACAAAAAUGUUUUGUGCGAGUACAGCGACUAUUUUCGCGCAAUGUUCAGUGGAAACUAUAUUGAAAACGAACGACAGGAAAUAAAAAUUGAUAUGGUUGAUGCAUACUCAAUGAACAUGAUACUUCAAUACAUGAGAAUAGGUUUGAUAGAUCUCUCUGAAUACUCACUGACAACUAUUGGAGAAUUGUCAAUCGCAGCGAACUUUCUUCAAAUAACAGAAUUAAUUAAGCAGAUUGAAUACUGUUUAGAUCUCCAUCUUUCUGUCUCAAACUGGAUGGAGACAAUGAUUAUAGCAGAAAACUCUUCUUAUACUAAAUUAGAGCAACUGAGUGCUGCAUUUGGAUUACUUAAUUUUAAACAAAUGAAAAAAGAGUACAUUUUAAAUAUUCAUAGACUAUUUUGGUAUUUAUCACAUCCAUAUUUAGAUACUGAUAAUGAAUUAGAGGUUUUUAGAUUUGGUUACGAAUGGAUUAUAAAUUCAGAAACAGGGGCCGAUGCUAUAUUGAUAGUUUUAGGAUGUUUAGAUAUACAAAGACUGAGUCAUAAUGAUAUCAAAGAAAUAAAAAUCCUUAUAAAGGAUUUUGUUGAUAGUUUGCCUCUUAAAGUAGUUGAUUGUAUUUUAGAGAUUACUGAACACAGUGAAUUGUCUAUAAUAACUUUGACUGAAAGGAAAGAUGAACUAUGCGAAAAGUUCACUGCCAGGGUAUAUAUUGAAGUUUUUAAGUUAGUAAGUGCAAGUGUUAAUCGUAAGCUGAUAUUCACACCCACAGUACCAGUCUGGAUAGUCAAAGAUACAAAACCUGAAUUGAUAUCGCAUAAUAUGUAUACAUUUAGUGAAGAUACAGGCCUUGAAAAAUGGUUGGAAGUUGCAGAGAAAAACUUAUGGGGUUGGAAUGUGGUAGCAUGGGGUGCCAACAAACUUGUUCUGGUUUGUGGAGAACAUGGUAGAGGUACGAGUGUAUUCAUGAAAGAUGUUAAAGUAUAUGACACUUUCCGUAAGGAGUGGAUCUUGCACGGUGUUGAAUUACCAUCGAGAAGACAUGGUGGAGUUGCUAUUAUGGGAGACUCAUUGUUCAUUAUUGGAGGUGUAGGUGGUUUUAGAGUUGUACUUGAUACGGCUGUCAUAUAUGAUUUAAAACAAAGAACACACAGGAAGAUUGCCAAAUUACCAGAUACAAUACAAAAUCCAGCUGUGUGCGUACACAAUAAUUCUAUUUAUGUAUCAGGUCAGAAGAAUAUUUACCAAUAUGAGGACUUAGGGCAAACUGAUAGAUGGUCCACAGUCAUACUAACAGAUAUUAGACCAAAUUGUAUGACGUCAUUCAAUAAUUACAUUUAUUGCACACAAAAUUAUUUUAGCCAUCUCUAUAGAUUUCGACCUGGCAUAGAUACGAAAUUGCAGUUGAUCACUUACUUUACGAAUCCGCCAGCUGCCAUUUGCCAUUUAGGUUCAAAAUUGCUCUUUUUCACCAGGCCAAUGUGUGGUCAGUCAGAUACGUUAGCAGUUGAAGAGUACAAAGGGAAAACUGAUGAUGAAAUGCCCAACGUUCUUUGGUCAGUUUCAAAUUCAAAAAUCAAAGUGAACGAUGUUGCCGGCUCAUGUACCUUAGUCAUCAACAUACCUCCAACAAGAACUGCAAUCUCUCGAUACCAUAAAAGAUAUUUGUCGCAAUAUUAAUAAAAAGAAAAAAAAACACUC